Messenger RNA from Oreochromis niloticus (Nile tilapia), 2185 nucleotides. RefSeq names its product torsin family 3, member A (gene tor3a). Gene Ontology annotation, cellular component: endoplasmic reticulum lumen; nuclear envelope. The record is from RefSeq and is a predicted model, not a curated record. Lineage: Eukaryota; Metazoa; Chordata; Actinopteri; Cichliformes; Cichlidae. Gene Ontology annotation, molecular function: ATP hydrolysis activity; ATP binding. The coding region runs from base 203 to 1306 and encodes 367 amino acids. The transcript is spliced from 6 exons.
CUCCGCCCGCCCGCAGCGAACCACACAACAAGCGCCCCUCUUUGGCUACAGUUCUAUAGCAGGGAGAGGUUGUCGGGGGCGGGGAGGGGUAUCCCAGUCAAAGCAGGCCGCCGGUGGACCACCGCGUUUAGAUAAAUGGGAGAGCAGAAACGGGACUUCGUGUUCAGUGUCGUUUGGACCGCUUCACGUCAGCCUGUUCGCGAUGUCUACGCGGUGCUUUCUCCUGCUGCUCUGGGCUGUCUCGGCACAGGCCGACUUCUUCCAUUUCGAUAGCAUUAGCAACGUCUCUACUUACUAUUUUAAUUAUAUUUAUUGCAAUAUCUGGGAGGGGGAGUGUCAGCCCAAUCAGGAUGAUGCCACACAGCAAGUUCCUACCAGGGAUAUCUGGGCAGGGUUUCCUCAGGACUACAUGAGCCUGCUGCAUCAGUGGUACUGUAGCCUGGGUCAGUGCUGUGAGUCCGGAGACUGCAGGAUAACCAAUAACAUCACAGGUCUAGCAAGAGACCUUCAGACGAAGCUCCACGGGCAACAUCUGGCUGAGUCUGUGGUUCUGAAAGCCAUCCAGGGUUUCAUCAACAACCCCGAGUCCAACAAGCCCCUGACGCUCUCCUUCCACGGCUGGUCCGGCACAGGCAAGAACUUUGUGGCCCGGAUCAUUGCUGAUAACUUGUACCGGGACGGGGUGAAGAGCGAGUGUGUCCGUUUGUUCAUCGCCCCGUUCCACUUCCCGCACGCCAGGCUGGUGGACACGUACAAGGGUCAGCUGAGAGAAGCAAUUCGAGACAUGGUGCUGCGCUGCCCUCAGACUCUGUUCAUCUUCGAUGAGGCUGAAAAGCUUCAUCCGGGCCUCAUCGAUGCAAUCAAGCCCUUCAUGGAUCACUAUGACAACGUAGAUGGGGUCAGCUACCGCAGGGCCAUCUUCCUCUUCCUCAGUAACAUUGGUGGCGCGACAAUCAACGACGUAGCGCUGGACUUCUGGCACUCUGGUCAGAAUCGAGAGGACAUCGGUAUGGAAGACCUGGAGCAUCGGCUGCGAGCUGAAACUAUGGAGUCUCAAGGUGGCUUUGCUCAGAGUGAGCUGAUGUCUGGUCACCUGAUUGACUUCUUUGUGCCCUUUCUGCCCCUGGAGUACCGUCACAUUAAGCUCUGUGCACGGGACGCCUACGCAGCACGAGGUCUGGAAACAGAUGAAGCCACGCUGGAUGAGGUGGCCAAGGCAAUGCUGUAUGUUCCCAAAGAGGAGAGACUGUUCUCAGCCCAAGGAUGCAAGUCCAUACCUCAGAGGAUCAACUUCUUUCUUCCCUAGAGUGAGGAGGAAACAGAGAGACGGACCUGGAGGAGGUGUAAGAUUGCUUUACCAGCCCAUCUGCAUACAGAGCCACAGAGAUGUGUCUUCUUUGCUCUGCGCUGCAUACUUCCCCCUCCCCCCACAGAUGCAACAUGUGUCUGUCCAGGUCCCAUCACAGAAGGCCAGACAUCAGGGCAGAUCCAGGAUUAGACGGCAGAGCAGCGUGACCCAGCCUGCAGAGACGGGCAGCGUCACAGGAAGUGUGGCUGCUCUUCUUCACCUGCCUGGUUUGAAUCCUGUCAAGACGAAGGGGUGAAGAAGAUGGUGUCUGUGCAGAGUGUGGCGCAGAUCUAAUAUCUAAUCUCCUCGGCCAAAGUCUGACUUGCACUGUUGUUUGUGUUCAUAUGAGUUUGUAAUUCAUGUGUUACUAGUGGCAUGUCAAACAUUGUGCUUAUAUCAGCACAGAUUAUUUAUUAAUAUCAUUUGUGCCAUAUUUGAACAUUUUACUGGACCAGAUUAGUUUCGUGGAGUACUCUAAAUGUGCACUUAUUUUAUUUUGUUAGAUUUUUUUAUUCCUUUUAAAAUGAACGUACAAGGACCAGUGGUGAUGGAAAUGUUACUUGAAGCUCUUACUGUGAAGGACUAUGUCUCUAAAGGAUUGGACCUCUGGAAACUCACCCUUUUACAUACUUGUGUUUUAUAAAAACAUUUAAUAGGUUUUACUGUACUGUUACUUAAUAUACAGAUGUUACUUAGUGGUGUGGUUUACUCUUUUGUUGGUAUAAUUCAUCUAUCAACAACACAGUCUGCUUCAAAGCUGAGGGUCACAUCACAAUAAGAACACAGAGAGAACCUGUCAGACACGGUUUAAAGAAAUAAAAACCUGGUAAACAACAA